AUGGCCAAGCGCCUGGCUGUGAUGGGACUGGGCAUGGGCACAGCUGCAGAGAUCUUCACCAACAACCCCGUGUGUGUCCAGAAUAACUGUAUCAAUCCAGUCUUUCCCGGCUUAGAGGACCUACAUCGGCUAGCGAACUCCACGAAAUGGUACUGCACCAGUAUGGAGGAUACAGCACUGUCCAUCGAGUUCUGCAAGGGUGCUGUGAAUUAUGAUAUAGCUGUACCUGAGCCUCAAAACCAAGAUGAGAAAAGCGUUCAAGCGCUUGUGCGAAAGCAAGACCGUGCUGCCACGACAGCAUAUUUCACACACUUGAAUGGCCUUGGUAAGGAUGCAUGGGAAUACCCAAAUCCACAUGACUCAGAUGAUGAGUGCAUCAAGACCAUCUGGAAGAUGGUGUGCUACACAUACUUCCCAAGAGCAGAGGCAGGGUGUGGUCGAGGCCGUUUGAUGGAGUACAUCCGACCAUGCAAGAGCAGCUGCCAGAACUACAUCAAGGCGUGCUCUGUGGAGUGCUGUGAUGAGUCCGUGCAAUGUGUUUUCGACCACCAAAAGCAUAUGUCCAAGACGACCGUCUUGGCAACUUCAGGAUACGAGCCCCAUGACGGACCAUCCACCUUUUGCACUGGAAGCGCAUACCGUUCCAGUUCCCCUAGUUUGCUGGUCCUGAUCACCUCCUUCCUGGCCUUUGGAGGCGACUUCUUUGGCUUUGGAUUUGCGACUCGCCGGUUGCGCCAUUUCUUUCUGGCCGCCGCUUUCGUGGGCCUCUCACUGAUGCUGCAAGGCUGUGAUGGAGCCAUGGUCCAUUCACUGGGGAACUGGAGGCAGGCGGAUGACUAUCUGGUGCGGUUCCAGUUCGUCCCUCCGGGUGCCUCUUCCAAAGAGGCUGUGUUGAACUCCUGUUCGCUGCCAGGCUUGUCGCCAACCCUUCAGUGUAGUGGACAUGGUGGUUGCCAUGCAUGGGAGAAGACAUCUGAUGUGAAUCCAACCCCAUUCUGCAAAUGUGAUGCGGACUGGGCUGAUCCGGAAUGUCGAACGCGUCGAAAGUCCCAAGUGGUGGCCUACUUUCUGGCGACCUUCCUGGGAGUUGUGGGUGCAGACCGUUUCUACCUAGGCCUCGUGUUGUCUGGUUGGUUAAAGCUGGCUUUGCUGGGCAGCUUGACGGUCUUUUGGAUCACAGAGGUUCUCAUCACCGGAUCUUCCCCGGUGAAUCUCAGCAAAGACCUUCGAAGCUGGAGCGGCUUAGUGAAAGUCCUGACCUUCUUCGCGCUUGGCAGCUGGUAUUUCAUUGACAUCAUUCGAACGGGCUCUGGUGCUGUGGAGACUGCUGGUUUCCGAACAGCACCUGACCUUCCAAGAGAGGUAUUUGUCGCCUGCACGGUUUUCCUUGCUAUGAUUGCGGGAUUCCUGUUUGCGGCAUGGAGUGUCUCCAAUGAUGCAGCGGCCAAACGCCGAAGCAUUGCUUUGAUGCAAAGUGCGUAUUUGCAAGAAAAGGCAGCCUUGGAUGCGACUGUGAUGACGCAAGGCAGGCUUCGGAAUCAGUUCUCAGUCGCAAGCUGUGUACGGGUCCUUCUGAGCCGAACUUCGAUCCGUGGCAAAAAGCGUGUGGCGUGUUGCGAUCUGCCCACAGAUGCGGCGGCUUGCAACAGAACUGCAGACACAUUUGAGAUUGUCUUCGACAGCAAGGCCGUGAAGCACACGGUCAAGCUGUUGGAUGCCUAUGGCUUGCGAAAGGAACACCUUAUUGAACACCUUACAGAGCUGAGGAUAGCAGGCUACAGAGUGAUGCUUUGCUGGAAGCCAAAGGACUACCUGGGAGCCACUUCAGGUGACAUCACAAGACAAUUCCGAAAUGCAGAUCCUGACUUGCAUCCCUUUGAACGUGCCCGAGAGUAUCAGCGUGCCCUCAAGGCCGUGAAGAUGGAGAAAAUCUUUGCAAAGCCUCUGGUCAAGGCACUGGAGGGUCACACUGACUCCAUCAAGUGUAUGGCCAUUGCGAGAACAACAGCUGCACCUUUGUUGUCAGGAAGUUGCAACGGUGAGUUGCGACUAUGGAACAUGCAGCAUCUUUGCUAUGGAAGUGGAGUGGAGAAAGCCCAUGAGGGCUUUGUACGUGGAGUGACCGUCAGCCCUGAUGGCACAAGAGCUUUCUCCUGUGGCGACGACAAGGCUGCCAAAAUGUGGCGCAUUCAACCAAAAGCUUGUCAGAUCUCUGAAGAGCCACAGGCGUCCUAUCAUAUGGCCUACAUUCCUGGAGCAAUUGAUCACCAUUGGCACAAGCCGAUGUUUGUGACAGUUGGUGACACCGUGGAUGUGUGGGAUUACAACCGAUCAGCACCUCUAAGCUCCUUUGAAUGGGGCUGUGAGCGCGUGAUCACUUCCCGCUUCAAUCCUGCAGAGACAGCACUGCUGGCAUCCACUGCAGUUGACAGAUCAGUUGGUCUAUAUGAUUUGCGCGGAAAUGCUCCUAUCCGAAAGGUCAUCCUGAAGCUGCGGUCAAAUGGAAUCUGCUGGAAUCCCAUGCGGCCAAUGAAUUUCACCGUGGCCAAUGAGGACUGCAGCUUGUAUACCUUUGACAUGCGAAAAUUGUCGGCUGCCACCUACAGACAUUGGGAUCACGUCAUGGCGGUUCUGGAUGUGGACUAUGCACCAAAUGGUCAAGAGUUCGUGUCUGCCAGCUAUGACAACACAAUCCGAUUGUGGGAUGUUGGCCAUCAGCGCUCAAAAGAGGUGUACCAUGGCAAGCGUAUGCAGCGAGUGCUAUGCUGCCACUACACACCGGAUGGAAGAUUUGUUCUCUCUGGCUCGGAAGACACAAACAUUCGUGUUUGGAAGGCGAAAGCUGACCAAAAGCUGGGUGUGGCAACGCCGCGGGAGACCAGGGCAGCAGCGCUUCUGACCUGUUUCUUUCAUCACUUCGUGUUAUUUUUGGCUUCACCACAGCCCCCACAGCCCCCACAGCCCCUGCAACAGGCUUAUCGAGAAGCUCUGAAGAAAAAGUUUCAGCGGAUGCCAGAAAUCGCGCGGAUCCAGCGAUAUCGGCAGCUCAACUGA
Cladocopium goreaui is the source of this 3054-nucleotide messenger RNA. Lineage: Eukaryota; Dinophyceae; Suessiales; Symbiodiniaceae. The record is from the annotation of a GenBank genome assembly.